Taeniopygia guttata (zebra finch) is the source of this 2155-nucleotide messenger RNA. It is a transcript of the gene FNTA, whose product is annotated as farnesyltransferase, CAAX box, subunit alpha. NCBI's taxonomy places the organism in Eukaryota, Metazoa, Chordata, Aves, Passeriformes, Estrildidae. The record is from RefSeq and is a predicted model, not a curated record. Gene Ontology annotation, cellular component: protein farnesyltransferase complex; cytoplasm; CAAX-protein geranylgeranyltransferase complex. Gene Ontology annotation, biological process: protein farnesylation; protein geranylgeranylation. Gene Ontology annotation, molecular function: CAAX-protein geranylgeranyltransferase activity; protein farnesyltransferase activity.
GGUGGUGCAGCCGCGUCCCGGAAGCGGCGGAGGAGCGAUGGCGGCGGACGGGAGGGCGGCGGCGGCGGCCGUGGAGGAGCUGCAGCCGCAGCCGGAGGGGGACGUGGAGGGCGGCGGCAGCGAGCCGGAGGGCGGCUUCGGGCAGCUGCCGGAAGAGGAGGAGGAUGGGGAAGAUGCCGGCUAUGUGCUGUACAGGGACAGGAAGGAAUGGGCUGAUAUUGAACCUGUUCCUCAAAAUGAUGGGCCAAACCCUGUUGUUCAGAUCAUCUACAGUGAAAAAUUCCGAGAUGUCUAUGAUUAUUUCCGGGCUGUUCUGCAGCGGGAUGAGAGAAGUGAAAGAGCUUUCAAGUUAACAGCAGAUGCCAUUGAGUUAAACGCUGCAAACUACACAGUAUGGCAUUUCCGAAGAGUCCUCCUCCAGUCUUUGGGAAAGGAUCUCCAUGAGGAACUUAAGUACAUUACAGCUAUCAUUGAAGAUCAGCCAAAGAACUACCAAGUCUGGCAUCACAGACGGGUGCUGGUUGAGUGGCUGCAGGAUCCAUCCCAAGAGCUUGAGUUCAUAGCUGACAUUCUUAACCAAGAUGCCAAAAAUUACCAUGCCUGGCAACACAGACAAUGGGUUAUUCAGGAGUUCAAAUUAUGGGACAAUGAACUGGACUAUGUGGACCAGCUUUUGAGAGAAGAUGUGAGAAACAAUUCUGUUUGGAACCAACGGCACUUUGUCAUUUUCAACACCACUGGCUAUGAUGACCCAGCAGUCCUAGACAGAGAAGUCCGGUACACUCUUGAGAUGAUCACAGCAGUGCCACAUAACGAGAGUGCUUGGAACUACUUAAAAGGGAUUCUGCAGGAUCGUGGUCUUUCUAAGUAUCCAAAUCUGCUGGAGGAACUGUUGAAUUUACAGCCCAGUCACAGUUCACCCUAUCUGAUUGCCUUUCUUGUGGACAUAUAUGAAGAUAUGCUAGAAAACCAGUGUGAUAACAAGGAAGAAACACUGAACAAGGCAUUGGAGUUGUGUGAAAUUCUGGCUAAAGAAAAAGACACCAUCCGAAAAGAGUACUGGAGAUACAUUGGAAGGUCCCUUAAGAGCAAGCACAGUUCAGGCACUGAACAGAGCAGCACACUGACGGAUAAAGAGCAGUAACUGAAGAUACAAGAAAACAGUGUUAAGCUCUCAAGUUGUUCCAAAGCUGUACGAAGUAGGGUCAUCAACAAGUUCAAAAUCCAUUUGUAGGUAUUGCAAUGAAAGAGGAAUGCAGACUGCUGCAUAGUCCUGAGUUGCUGCUGCUACUUGACUAGCUGCAGUCAAGAAAUGUAAAAAGGCUUUAUUAUUGAAAUGUACCAAGUAAAGUUUUUAGUUCCUAACUAAAAAUACAUAAAGCUAUACCUGUUACAUUGACAGUGCUCAGUUAACGGUUGGCCUUGAUCUUAGAGGUAUUUUCCAACAUAAGUUACUCUACAACUUGUGAAGCACUAAAACCAUAUCUCAUAUCAUGGCUUACCCACUUGUGGUUCCUAACACUGUCUCAUGAGUUUGCUGCAGUAGUGACUGCAGGUAACUUAACUAUAGGGGAUAUUGAGUAACUGGUUAGUGCAAGUAGGCACUGCAGCUGUUGCCUUAUGUAGGAACAGUUGUCUAACACUGUCAGCCUAUGCUGUUGUAUGCAAACUAACACCAAGUGUAAUUUUGUAAUAAAAAUAGAUAACUUAGCAUUUGUCUGAAUGUUUUUAAUGUGUUUCUUUUGGUCCUUGUAAGUGCAUAGUUUGUUUUUUUCAAACACUAAUAGAGGUGAAAUAUCCCCUUGUGUAAGUAUUGGGUUCUGUUGCAUUGAGAUGUCUUUUGCACUGGAGUAUUCUUAUCCCAGAAACUUUUGGUACACCUGAUAUAUUCAGUGGAGCCCUGAAUUCUUCCCUGCCCAGGCAAAAUGCUUUGAGGAUCCUGGGGGAGGUGUAUAUCUGCACCAGAAAACUGCAUCUACCUUGGUUUUCAGCAAAUGGUUAUUGUAAACUGUGUUCUUAUGGAGUGGGAGUGUUUGUCUGAUAUGAAAUAUUUUAUUGGAAAUGAUCAUAGAGGGAACAAACAAAUGCUGGUGUUUAUUCCAUAAUAUGCAGUCUUUCUGACACUAAACAUUAAAAGGUGUUAACUGUGAUUAAA